Messenger RNA from Amyelois transitella, 959 nucleotides. RefSeq names its product cysteine-rich venom protein TEL1-like. The transcript is spliced from 6 exons. The coding region runs from base 90 to 881 and encodes 263 amino acids. Gene Ontology annotation, cellular component: extracellular region. The record is from RefSeq and is a predicted model, not a curated record. Lineage: Eukaryota; Metazoa; Arthropoda; Insecta; Lepidoptera; Pyralidae.
GAAUGACGAUGCCUUCAACAUAAAACGUUAAAUUUAACGUAAACAACGAGUGUUUUUGUAGUUUGAGAAAAUUAUUGCAACUUUCGGAAAUGCGACUUCGAGGACUAUGGUUUCAUAGCAUAAUAAUAUUAAACGCUGUAGUAGUGCUAAGAAGUAUAACUAUUCGAGACAGGCAACUCUUUCCACAUACUAAAAUACCCAACGAUGCCUUGAAUCCACGAAGAGCAAUCGUGAGAAGGAAGAUAGUUCUUUAUCAUAAUUUUUUCCGCACUAAAGUACGUCCUAGUGCGUCUAAUAUGUUAUUAAUGUCAUGGCACCCAGUAGCAGCACGUCUCGCCCAGAAAUACGCGGAUAAGUGCAUAUUUCUCAAACACAAUGAUCCGAGCGAAAACGCAGUGCCUAAUCUCGGAAACUGUGGACAGAACCUCUUUGUCUCUUUGCAGAAGACUCCAUGGUUCUUCGCACUGAAAAAUUGGUUCCUUGAAUAUAAGAAGUUCAAGUAUGGAUAUCCUAUCAGAGAUCUACAUGCUGUGGGGCACUACACGCAGAUGGCUUGGGCUACUAGCCACAAAGUGGGCUGUGGAGUAGCCCAUUGCUCGGGCGGGCCCUGGGGGUCCUUCUAUAAUUAUGUCUGCCAUUAUUGUCCUGCUGGAAACUUUGAGACCAUAACACAAUAUCCUUACAAAAUUGGCUUACCCUGUGGCGAUUGCCCAAAUAACUGCAUCGGAGGCAAGCUUUGCACUAAUUGGUGUCUCCAAAAAGACCUAUUUUCCAACUGCGAUGAACUCGUGACGUAUCCGGACACCUGCAAACAAGGAGUGUGCAAUGCGACCUGUUCGUGUACUGGAAAAAUACAUAAAAACUAUCCAUGGAAAAAGUGAAAAUAAAAUUAUGCGGUUAUUGUUACUGCCAGUUUUAAGACUUAUUUAAUUAGGAUACUGUUAAAAAUUAUGUUAAAU